Neltuma alba is the source of this 1350-nucleotide messenger RNA. Its product is annotated as vinorine synthase-like. NCBI's taxonomy places the organism in Eukaryota, Viridiplantae, Streptophyta, Magnoliopsida, Fabales, Fabaceae. The coding region runs from base 1 to 1350 and encodes 449 amino acids. The record is from RefSeq and is a predicted model, not a curated record. The transcript has 2 exons.
AUGGCAGAAGCUCAGGUUGAGAUUAUAUCCAAAGUCACAAUAAAGCCGGUAUCCCCAACUCCAAAUCACCUCAAAAAUUUCCAAAUUUCUCUCCUUGAUGAGAUAGCUGCUCCUCCUUCUUUUUAUGUUCCCGUUGUUCUCUUCUAUUCUGCUUCUAAUCAGGAUUUUCCCGCAAUGUCUCAAAAGUUGAAGUCUUCGCUAUCUCAAAUUCUCACUAGCUACUAUCCAUUCUGUGGAAGAAUCAAACGAAACAAAAGCAAUUACAUUGUUGAUUGUAAUGAUGAGGGUGUCCUUUACCUUGAAGCCAGAGUACCCUCAAAGCUAUCAGAUUUUCUCAACAAUAAUACCAGCCAACAACUCAAUGAGAUUAUAGAGUUUCUUCCAAUAGAUCCCUAUAAGCCUAAACUAGACGAUGAUGAUGAAGAUCGUCUAAUAAUGGCUGUUCAAGUUACUGAGUUUGGCUGUGGAGGUAUGGCAAUUGGUGUGUGCAUCUCACAUAAGGUUUGUGACGGGACAACAGUGGCUACAUUCCUCCAAGCUUGGUCUCAAAAGGCAAUGGGAGAAGGAAGUGAAGUGGCAUCUUCUUCUCUGUCUCUUAAUAUGGAAGCAUCAUUGCUUUUUCCACCGAAAGGCAUAGAGAUUGACUUCAAUAACAUGAUAGGUGAGAAGAACAUUACGACGAAAAGAUUCUUGUUUAGUGAAAAUAGCUUAUGCAGAUUGAAAGAAGAAAUUUCAAGAGGUUGGGGCUUUAAGCCCACUAGAGUUGAAGCUGUAACAACUUUGAUAUGGAAAUCAGCCUUGGAAGCUGCAAAAACCAUAGAAACAAGUCACAAAAGUGGUUCAUUCAUGUUACAUAUUGUUAAUAUACGUGGUCGGAUGCUACCGCCAUUGCUGGAGAAUUCUCUAGGUAAUCUCUUUGUAUCUGCAAUUUCUCCAUUGUUUGAGGUUGACAAAGAAACAACGGUGGAGCUACAAGAUUUGGUAGAAGUAGUGAGAAAAACCAUAAGGAUGGUUGAUGGGAAUUUUGUGAGUAAACUUCAAGGAGAUGGUCAAGAACUUGUUGAAAUCCUUGAAUCAAUGAAACAAAAGUUGCAUGUAGCGGCCAAGCAAAGUGUUCCUUGUUACUGCUUCAGUAGCUGGGUGAGAUUUGGUUUCUAUGAAACAAACUUUGGAUGGGGCAAGCCAACUUGGGUUUGUACUGUUAGAGCGCCUAUAAGAAACGCAAUCCUUUUUAUGCCAACGAGUUCUGAGGAUGGAGGAAUUGAGGCUUGGGUCACCCUGAAUGAGCGUCAUAUGCUCCAAUUUCAAAACAAUCCUCUCUUGCUCCAGUUUGCUUCUUUUGUCCCUUAA